This is a messenger RNA of Saccoglossus kowalevskii, 3480 nucleotides long. Its product is annotated as Golgi phosphoprotein 3-like. The record is from RefSeq and is a predicted model, not a curated record. Gene Ontology annotation, cellular component: cytosol; trans-Golgi network; Golgi cisterna. Gene Ontology annotation, biological process: Golgi vesicle budding; retrograde vesicle-mediated transport, Golgi to endoplasmic reticulum; Golgi organization. Lineage: Eukaryota; Metazoa; Hemichordata; Enteropneusta; Harrimaniidae. Gene Ontology annotation, molecular function: phosphatidylinositol-4-phosphate binding.
AACCAACUGGGCCGAUCGACCUGUCUGUGUGUUUAUUUUAAUUUUUAGUGGGUCGACCGUUGAACACCAUUUUUUCGUUGCUCCUCCGGGGAAAAUAUCAAUAUGACGUCGUUAUCGCAAAGGCCGGGCUCUGGCUCCGGUGUCCUUAUUAAACGUAAAAAGACAGCGACAAUGACCAACGAAAGCAAAGCCGACGAUGAUACGGAAAACCAGAACGAUUAUGAAGAGGAAGACCUAGGCGAUUCGAAAGAAACUCGCCUCACCCUGAUGGAAGAAGUACUUUUACUCGGUUUGAAAGACAGAGAGGGAUAUACAUCAUUUUGGAAUGAUUGCAUCUCAUCAGGACUAAGAGGGUGCAUGAUUGUUGAAUUAGGCUUCAAAGGAAGAGUAGAAACAGAAAAAGCUGGCAUGAGACGGAAAAGUUUAUUAAACAGAAAGUUGUUAUGCAAAUCUGACAGUCCAACAGGGGAUGUACUCCUAGAUGAAUCCCUGAAACAUAUAAAGGAGACUGAUGUACCAGAAACUGUACAAACAUGGAUUGAACUACUUAGUGGUGAGACAUGGAACCCAUUAAAACUGCGCUACCAACUACGAAAUGUUCGUGAACGUCUAGCUAAGAAUCUGGUGGAGAAAGGUGUCCUGACCACAGAGAAGCAAAACUUCUUGCUAUUUGACAUGACCACACAUCCUGUUGUUGAUUCAGCAAUAAAACAACGUCUAAUCAAGCGUGUACAAGAUGCUGUGUUGAGUCGGUGGACGAAUGAUGCACACAGGAUGGAUAAAAGAAUGCUGGCACUUAUAUAUCUUGCACAUGCAUCAGACGUACUUGAAAAUGCAUUUGCACCACUUACAGAUGAUGAUUAUGAGAUUGCUAUGAAACGUGUUCGUGAAUUAUUGGAUCUGGAUCCUGAAAUAGAAGCUAUGAAAAGUGGAGCGCAUGAAGUCAUGUGGGCUGUUAUUGCUUCCUUCAUCAAAUGAUGACUCAAUGUCAUUUUUAAUGGACUAGGGACACGAUAAAACAAACAUGUUUCUGUGGAAAACAUUUUGUAUAGUGGGUGACACAAACAUGUAUGUAUAGUAUGGGAAGCUUGAAUAUAAUGUUACAACUGCACUCUCAUUCCAUGUGUAAACAUCAGACUCUUAUCUAUGGUUAUAUUUAAAAAAUACUUGAAAUUAUUGAAAAAAAAAUACUGUGGGUGUUGGAAGUGGGAAUUGUAAAUAGAGAAUCUAUGUGGGAGAUAAUGAGCUUGUUCUUUUUAUCAGUGUUUGGAUUUACUGCAAGUAAGAGUUUGACACCAUUGCUGUUGAGCUGCUUUGCUUUUCUUUUAUGUAAUCUUCCAUGAAUUUUAUUGGAGAUAUUUGUUUUUCUGUGAAACACACAUAUGUUACACAUUUGUUGGCAGCCACAGUGUUGUACAAUGAUAAACAAAAAUGCAUGUGUGUGUGAUCAAAGUGAUUUUCUCAUCUCUGACAAAAAUUUGAUAAUUUAUGAUAAUUUUUAUGUUAAGGAAUAUAUGUAGACACAGAGUUUUGAAUUGUUUCUAUCAAUCUCCAUUUAGAAAAUGUUGCCAUAAUCUAGUUCCUCAUACUCUUAACAGUUUAUCCACAUUUUAAGGGGGAUACCAAAUUGCAUAUACAUAUUUAUAAUUUAAAACGUGCAUGUAAUCCAAACAAUGUUUUUUUUCCUAAUUUGCUCUAUUAUACACAUUUUAUGCUUGUCAAUUAUAUUGUAAAGAGAAAUGAUACUGUGCAACAGUAGUCAAUACAUUCAUAUUGCUAUUAUAAUUCUAUUAGGUGUAAAGUUAGUUGGAUUUUUUUCUGGCAGUAGAAUGUGUAUAUGCUGGAGUAAUACAAGCAAUUAAGAUGUCUUGGAUCUAUAUUAUAAGGGCUGUAAAUGCAGUCUGUACACAAAUAUCUUACACAAUUUGACUCCUGCUGUAUGUGCAUGCUAUUUUUAAUAUUUUGACAAGAUGCAAAGCUGGAAGAGUGAUGGCUAUGUACUCUAUAUGGUAACUGGUGAUUGUGUGCUAUAUUCAUUGUGUUGAAAGCAACUCCACAUCUAAUUGUUGUUUGUACUGUUGGUAGCAUGGUACCAGAGAACAAGGAAAAACUGCUGUCUGGUUUGUGCAACAUGGUACAACUGUAUCAUAGACACUAUGAAGUUCAAAAUAUGUAACUGACAAAUGUCUGAAAAGACAUUCUGUGCAAUGAUGUAAUGUGUUCAGUUACACUAUUCUCUGGUUUCAUGGUACACCUCCAGUCAUUAGAGUAGCUUACUGAAGUUGCAUUCUCACUUUGAAUUAGAAGCAGAACGCCUACCAAUGAUUACUGUCACAAGAAAUAAUAAAAUCCAGAUACAUUGAAGCACUGAGGUGAGCUUGCACUUGACACAAACAAGGUCUUAGUUUCUUUAAUUAACAAGUCAAACUUAUGGACUGAAGAACCAAAGCUCUCUCUCUGGAUGCUUGCAGGGUUCAGUGGGAAGUUUUCUACAGAACAUAGAAAGUUGAAUGUAUCUAACAAUUCUAUUUGUUAUGUUCAACAAUGGUUAAUGAAUUUAUUCACAUCCUCUCCCCAAGCCUACAAUAAACUCUAGCAUCAGUGAUUGUAAUUAAACUAGUGUAAAUUUAAAUGAGACCAUGAACAUAAGCAUUGCCAAUUAUUCAUAAAAGACAGAAUUUGAUGUGGAGAACAAAGCUGUCAACAAUUUGCCCAGAUUGGUCUGCAUGUUGGCUAGCCGAUUGGGCACAACUUGUAAGUAGAUUUGCAUCGACUCUAAUUAUCUGGAGAGUGAUUUGAGUGUGCAGCAUUUAAAAUUAUCAAUGAAUUGAGAAUAUUUUACAUGGUUCCAGUGUAACCAACCCAUGCUGCAGUUUCGCAUAUUUCCUAUCGCCUACUGCAACCAUAAUGAAAUUUUCACAAUGCAAGAGUAAACAAAGUAUAAUUGUUUGAUACACAACUUGUAUUGUAAAAUACAGAGGCAAUGUACAAUAUUUGCUACAAAUGUCGCUCAGUGGAACAAAAAAUGUGGAUGUGGCUUCCAUGAAUUUAUUACUACUAAUAAAAUGGUAUCAAGUCUGUUACUGUGGAGUGUUUAUCAGUUUACGCAUUACUGAAGCAAGUAUUAGUAUCCUCUUUACAAGACUUAUUUUAAAAGUAACUGCUGUAUGUACCACUGAAAUCUUGUAUUGUAACCUUAUGUACACGUCUAUUCUAAAUGGAGGUGUUGAGAUGCUUGCCUUCAUAGUAGAAUCUACAGCUUUAUUUAUAUACUUUUAUGUUAUCAGAGUUGACAUGCAUGCAUGCUACAAGCAAAGCAAAGAGGAUUCAUUUUUUGGGGUAAUAUUCUAUUGUUUAUUGAAUAUUUGUAAAUUGAAUGAUUUAACAGAGUAACCAACACAAUAGAUGCCAUUUGGGGUGAUUUUUGGUAAUCAUGGUGAUUUUAAUGUUUAUGGGGUACACAUGUACUCUAUAUUCCGU